AAUUGACAGCUCCAUUACUUAACGUCAGUUUGAAAUUGAGGUUAGAAUUAUGGCCACAACAAAAAUGCUUAAAAUUCAAAAUAUAAGCAACUACCAGAUUAUAAGAUUGCUGUCUUCGUCGAUUAAACCAGAAAUACAGUCGCACGUGACACUCCUAGACAACACAUACCUCAAAGAUGACUUCAGCAACGUUACAGACAAAAUAAUUUCGCAUUUGGGCCGCAAUAUUUACACCAAAGAACAUCACCCUUUAAGCCACGUCCGACAGCGAAUGGUCAAUUAUUUCUACAAACGUUUCGUCAACCGGCGUGGGAACCCAUUUUUUUCCGUGUAUGAUUCUCUAUCACCGAUAGUUUCCCUGGAUCAAAAUUUCGACAGUUUGCUCACCCCGAAAGACCACCCGUCACGAUCCAAAACCGAUUGUUAUUAUUUAAACAGAGACUACUUACUAAGGGCUCAUAUGACGGCGCACCAGUCAGAGUUGAUGAGAGCUGGGUUAAAUAAUUUUAUAAUGGUCGGAGAUGUAUAUAGAAGGGAUGAAAUUGACAGAACUCACUAUCCAGUAUUCCAUCAACUUGAUGCAGUUCGAUUGAAAACCCGGGAAGAAUUGUUUCCAAGAGAUGACACUCUGCAAAUAUUCGAAGUUGGCAAUAACACUCAAAGUACAGGAACUCAACAAAAGCAAGCAUGUCACACUUUGGAAGCCGUGAAGUUGAUGGAACAUGAGUUAAAAACGACGCUGGCGGGCUUGGCGAAACAAUUGUUUGGGGAAAAAAUUGAAUAUAGGUGGAUUGAUACAUAUUUUCCUUUCACUCAGCCUUCUUGGGAACUAGAAGUAUUUCACGAAAACAACUGGUUGGAGCUUUUGGGCUGUGGAAUCAUGAGGCAACCAAUUUUAACUAAUGCAGGAAUUGUGGAUAGAAUUGGAUGGGCUUUUGGGAUAGGUCUUGAAAGAGUUGCUAUGUGUUUAUACAAGAUUCCCGAUAUCCGGCUUUUCUGGUCUCAGGACACUGGAUUUUUGAAUCAGUUUAAAGUUAAAUGUGAUGAAAAUGUUACUUAUAAGUCUGUUAGUCAGUUUCCUCAGUGUGUUAAUGAUUUAAGUUUUUGGUUACCCCAAGAUAAGGAAUUCGCCAGUAACGAUUUUUACGAUUUAGCGAGAAACAUAGGAGGUGAUAUAAUAGAGCAGGUAGUUUUAGUAGAUGAAUUUACACACCCUAAAACAGGGAAAACUAGUCAUUGUUAUAGAAUUAUUUAUAGACACAUGGAGAGAACGUUAAUUCAAUCUGAAGUUAAUAUAAUUCACAAGGAAAUCGCAAAAGUUGCAGCCUCUGCUUUAGGUGUGCAAAUCCGAUAAUCUAUUAGUAGCUCCAAGUUUAAAUUUAGCGACCCCAUUGUACAUAAAAGUUGUAAGAAUGCUUUAUUUAAGUUUGAAAUUGUAAAAAGUGGUGUGUUUCAGUUGUUUUUAACGCUUAGCAAAGCGAAUAAAUUUUUUAAAGAAGAUAAGUU
Molecule: messenger RNA, 1506 nt
Organism: Zophobas morio
Lineage: Eukaryota; Metazoa; Arthropoda; Insecta; Coleoptera; Tenebrionidae
Gene: PheRS-m
Product: Phenylalanyl-tRNA synthetase, mitochondrial
Exons: 1
Coding region: 50-1354 (434 amino acids)
Biological process (GO): phenylalanyl-tRNA aminoacylation
Cellular component (GO): mitochondrion; cytoplasm
Molecular function (GO): ATP binding; phenylalanine-tRNA ligase activity; tRNA binding
Source: RefSeq, a predicted model, not a curated record